GACUCCUUUACAGCGUUUGAGCGUCGACGGUCACUAGACUGUACACCCUGCUCUGCUGGCAUGUCGUCGUCACUCCCACCCGCCUUGUGUGGUCAGCUCGACGUUCUUCUCAUCGACAAUUUUGACUCGUUCACCUGGAAUCUGUAUCAGCAACUGUGUCUCCUUGGUGCAGAUGUUACUGUUAUACGGAACGACGCCAUCUCUCCAGAAGUGUUCCCUGAGCUCAAGCUUAAGUCGUUGAUCAUUUCUCCUGGCCCAGGACAUCCGAAGACUGACUCUGGGAUAUCUCGGGCCGCUAUUGAGUUUUUCAAGGGCAAGGUGCCGGUAUUUGGAGUGUGCAUGGGGUUGGAGUGCAUGGUGGAUCUCCUUGGCGGGGACAUUGCCUAUGCUGGCGAGAUCAUGCAUGGAAAAGUUUCUCGAAUCCUGCACGACGAGCGGGGCUGCUUCAAGGGCAUUCCCCAGGGAAUCAAAUCGACCCGGUACCACUCGCUCAGCGCCGCCCACACGACGCUGCCUCCAGAACUCGCUAUCACCGCCACCACCGACAACUCCGGUGUCAUCAUGGGUGUCCGGCAUCGCCAAUACACCCUUGAAGCCGUGCAGUACCACCCCGAGAGCAUCCUCAGCGAGGGCGGCGACGCGCUCAUGCGCAACUUUCUCACUCUCCGUGGCGGGACAUGGGAAGAGAACCCAGAGAGCCGGGUGAUGGACUCGACGCUGCCGCCGUUCGAGGCAAAGGGCGGGGGAAAGAAGAUCCCGUCGGUGCUGGAGAAGAUCUACCACCAGCGGCUGGCCGACGUCGUGCAGGCGCAGUCCACGCCGGGGUCGACGAUGGCGGACUUGGAGACGCUGUACACGCUCAACGUCGCCCCACCACUUGUCCCGCUCCUCCCACGCCUCGCCUCCCGCCCUGCGCUGUUUGCCGAAGUGAAGCGCGCGUCUCCGUCCAAGGGUCCGAUAGCCCCGACCAUAUCUCCUGCGAGCCAGGCCCUGACGUACGCUUUGGCUGGUGCUCACGUCGUCUCGGUCCUCACUGAGCCAAAGUGGUUUCUUGGGAGUCUACAGGAUAUGCUGCAUGCGCGGCUGAGCGUAGGAACCCUCUCUAAUAGACCUGUCAUACUGCGCAAGGACUUUAUAUUCAGCCGUUACCAGGUGUUAGAGUCACGCAUCUGGGGUGCUGACACUAUCCUGCUCAUCGUGGGGCUCCUCCCCGAGGUCGCGCUGCGUGAUCUUUACGCGUACAGUCUCGAGUUGGGCAUGGAGCCGCUCGUUGAGGUGAACAAUGCAAGAGAGAUGGAGCUCGCGCUGAGCCUCCCUGCCAAGGUCAUCGGAGUGAACAACCGGAAUUUGCACGACUUUCGGGUGGACAUGGAUACAACGACGCGGCUGUCGGAUAUGGCCAAGGGAAAGGGCGUCGUACUGUGUGCGCUGAGCGGGAUUACCGGUCCGGCUGAUGUAAGUCGGUAUGCAGCACAGGGCGUGGAUGGCGUGCUCAUUGGGGAGAGUCUGAUGCGCGCCAAGGACCCCGCCGCAUUCAUCCGCCAAUUGUUCUCGUUACCCCCGCCCCCUCCGCCGCCGACGUCCCCCGCCCCGCCGCUCGUAAAAAUAUGCGGUGUCCGAACCAAGGACGAGGCGCUCGCCAUCGCAGACGCCGGCGCAGACUUGCUCGGCCUCAUGUUUGUCGAGUCAUCCAAGAGACACGUCAGUUUCGACACAGCAAGAGAAAUCUGCGCGUCGGUCCGUGCGCUUAGGUUCUCACAGCCACCCUCCCCUCCUCUUCUGUCAGUAGACAACACUCCAUGGUUCACCUCGCACGCAGCCCGUCUCUCAUCCUUUCCUCUCGUAGUCGGCGUCUUCCAAAACCAGCCCCUAUCUGAGAUAUUGCACGCUGUGAGCGCGUGCCAACUGGAUGUGGUGCAGCUGCAUGGGACGGAGCCUGUCGAGUGGGCGAGGCAGAUUCCUGUACCGGUCAUCAAGGCAUUCCAUAGCGAAGCAGACAUUACACGUGACGGGUACCACCAAUUCAUACUCUUGGAUAGUCUGAGGGACGAUGGCAGUGGGGUGAGCGGUGGCAGUGGCAAGGUCGUUGAUUGGGAAUUUGCAAGGCGGGUCGUGGAUGGGAAAAUAUUUGCUGAGAAUUCCGAAACCGUACCGACUUCUGCAGGUGCUACUAAUGGUACUACAACAAAACCUUCACCUCCACCCCUACCGAUAAUCCUUGCUGGGGGCCUCACUCCCGAGAAUGUAGCGGCUGCCGUCGAGCAAGUGCAACCCUGGGCUGUGGACGUCAGUGGGGGUGUCGAGAUGGAAGACGGCAAGGGAAAGGAUCUGGAGAAGGUUAGGGCAUUCAUACAACAUGCCAAGGGUGUUCAUGAUCAAUAGAAUGGGUUGGCUUUUUAUAUUUAUUCUGCUUGGUUGCGUUCGCAGAAAGUGUAUAUUUUCCAUCUUCCGCCGAGUUAAAAAAUUGGGCUAUCGAGCUACAGGAACGAGUAAUGUAGUCUCGUUUAUGUAAGGGAAUAUAGAUGCAACAUAAUAAUACGUUGGAAUGAGAAGUGACAGCGCAGAAUUUAG
Guyanagaster necrorhizus is the source of this 2571-nucleotide messenger RNA. RefSeq names its product anthranilate synthase. The coding region runs from base 61 to 2382 and encodes 773 amino acids. Gene Ontology annotation, molecular function: indole-3-glycerol-phosphate synthase activity; anthranilate synthase activity; phosphoribosylanthranilate isomerase activity. Gene Ontology annotation, biological process: L-tryptophan biosynthetic process. Gene Ontology annotation, cellular component: cytosol. The transcript has 2 exons. NCBI's taxonomy places the organism in Eukaryota, Fungi, Basidiomycota, Agaricomycetes, Agaricales, Physalacriaceae. The record is from RefSeq and is a predicted model, not a curated record.